Messenger RNA from Exophiala bonariae, 1380 nucleotides. RefSeq lists its product as uncharacterized. Bases 1 to 1380 code for a protein of 459 amino acids. The transcript has a single exon. Gene Ontology annotation, molecular function: ATP binding; phosphotransferase activity, alcohol group as acceptor. The record is from RefSeq and is a predicted model, not a curated record. Lineage: Eukaryota; Fungi; Ascomycota; Eurotiomycetes; Chaetothyriales; Herpotrichiellaceae. Gene Ontology annotation, biological process: amino sugar metabolic process; peptidoglycan turnover.
AUGUCACCCUCAGUAACAACCAGUCAAUUUGGCAGCCAGACAAACGGAUAUUCAAAUGGUUUCACCAAUGGCCAUCAUGAAAAAGGGUUGGAUUUAACGGUGCUUGGACUAAAUUCCGGCACGUCGAUGGAUGGUAUUGAUUGCGCAUUAUGCCGGUUUAGACAAGAGUCACCUGAGUCGCCAAUGCAUUUCGAGCUGCUUGCAUAUGAUGAAGUACCGCUGGAGCCCAAGAUCAAAAAACGCGUUAUGGAAAUGAUCUUGCAUAACAGAACAACUCCCGAAGAGUUGUCGGAGGUCAAUGUCCUGCUGGGCGAGACCUUCGCUGCGGCUGUGAAGGAGUUCUCUCAUAAACAAGGUGUCCCUCUGGAGAAGAUCGAUGCAUUGGGAUCGCACGGCCAGACAAUCUGGCUGCUAAGCAUGCCAGAGCGAGGUCAGACCAAAUCAGCUUUGACGAUGGCUGAAGGGUCGAUUCUUGCGUCAAGAACAGGAAUCACAUCUGUCACAGAUUUCCGGAUCUCAGACCAAGCAGCUGGUCGACAGGGCGCACCUUUGAUCGCAUUCUUCGACUCACUAGUUCUUCAUCACCCUACCAAACUUAGAGCAUGUCAGAAUAUCGGUGGCAUAGCGAAUGUCUGCUUCAUUCCCCCGGAUAAGGAAGGCAAAUUGAACCCAGACUUUUUCGACUUUGACACGGGCCCGGGCAACGUCUUCAUUGAUGCGGCAGUGCGAUACUUUACCAACGGAGAGCGCGAGUACGACAAGGAUGGCGAGAUGGGCGCUGCAGGGACCGUGGAUCAGGAGAUGGUGGACAACUUCCUGCAAAAUUUCCCGUAUUUCAACCUUGAACCACCAAAGACCACAGGCCGCGAGGUGUUCAGGGAUACCAUUGCGCACAGACUGAUCGAAGAAGGCAAGGCCAAGGGACUGUCAGCAAACGACAUUGUCGCAACAAUAACUCGCAUCACUGCGCAAGCCAUUGUCAACCAUUACCAGAGAUAUAUGCCACAGCAGUACGGGCCUCUUGCAGAAAUUUUCAUGUGCGGUGGCGGAGCGAGAAAUCCAAACAUCACGCGAUAUAUGCAAAAAGCUUUCCCUGAUACGCGAAUCGUGAUGCUUGACGAGGCUGGCAUCCCGGCGGAUGCAAAGGAAGCCAUCACUUUUGCAUGGCAAGGAAUGGAGGCAAUUGUGGGACGGAGUAUCCCAGUACCGACCAGGGUGGAGACACAGAGACAGUUUGUGCUUGGGAAGGUCAGUCCUGGUGAGAAUUAUCGCCGGGUUAUGAAGCAUGGAAUGGAUUUUGGCGCAGGGAGCGAACAUUUGGAACCAGUAACGGACUUGGUGAAUUACAUCAGAGGCAAGGUCUUUAACAACAAGUGGUGA